AUGGCUCCGAACGGACGGGGAGGCAGGCGAGGUGCGGGCGGAGGACGACCCUGGCGGUCUCGAGGGGGAAGAUCUGGGCCAUCUCGAGGAGGUUCAACUUCGCAAGCGGGACGCGUCUGCCCCCACUUCCUCGUCGAACGGUGCACAUACGGCGCGUCAUGCAGAUUCUCUCAUGAUAUUCGAGACAUGCCCCAUGAUGAAGCGUCCUCGUCCGGCCCUGGUAUACCGGACGAGGCGAUGCAAGCCAAGGAGAACUAUGUCAACUUCAGACGCCAAGUCCGCCGACAUAGCGGGUCUAUGGUCCGUCUCUCCGCCGCCAUGUGCACCGAGAUCUGGACCCUUGCAACCAAGAUCCUGGACGCCAGCGGCAACGGAGAGUCACAGCAAUCCGUUGCCCGAGACCUUGCGGACGACGACGGCGUUGGUGGUCUUUUCCUCAUCCAUAAGACCAUCCGCCUGUGCACUACGCUUGAAGACGAUGGAGAGUGCCUCGACGUCGCCCGAGCUUUUCUGCGCACGAUCACACAUCCCUCGUUGCUCCGCUGCUUGUCCAUUGACAGCUUUGUGGGAACGAUCUACCGCAUGAUCGCCGGCGGAAGCGGUGACCAGAGCAUUACCUUCCUUGGGAACCUGAACCGGCGGUUGUCGCAGGAUUCGCAGGAGCCAAGCAGCCUGCUCUCCCUUAUCACGUCGUCACUGUACGAGCUACUCCGGAGGGAGCGGAAGUGCCUGCUUAAUGACGACUUACCCGAGCUGUUGGACGCACUGCAAGACAAGACAGCGCAAUUCAGGGUGGCUGCAGGCGCUUCAGACCUUGACACCGCCACCAUACGGAUUGACAUGAUUCGGAGGAUGGUAGAUGGCGCGCGAGACCGCUUAGCACAGCACGAGCUAGCCGAAACCAGCAUCACCAAAAACGCAAGCCCCAUACACUCGACCUUCCCCCUGCAAGUUGUAAUUCCUGGGGGUAAGCAUGACAACGACUUUGCGGAUGUCACCAGGAUUCAAAUCUUCCCAACUUUCGGAGAGGUGACGAGCGAGCUCUCCGAGUACCUGCCCGUGACCGACCUCACUCAACCACAUUUCCAUGACGAUCCUGUCCGACGGCACCUUGACUCGGCCUUUCGCCUGUUGCGGCACGACAUCUUUGGACCUCUCAAAGAGGCAAUCGCCUCUGUGUUAGCACAGACCGAUGUUGCAUCCUCGAGCAGGUUCAUUAGCGCCAACAUUAGAGCCAACUGCUACUCGAAUGCGACCGUCCAACACGUCUUCGUCGACAAAGAUUUGGAGAUAAUCGUAUCGUUUUCCCAGCCGCCUCAACUGCGCAAGAACUCCCUGGAUGAACGGCGGCGAUGGUGGGAUUGGUCCUCUCGACUCGAGCCCGGUGGUCUUGUCUGUUUGGUCACACCGGGAAAGAACGAACAGUCGUUCUUGCUGUUUGUGGUUAGCAAGAAGAAUACCGGAGAUGUCCCAGAAGGGAAGGUUGCAAGCACUCUGGUGACCCCGACGCCCACCGUCACGGUAAAGCUGGCGUCUGAAAACCAGCAAAAUUUAGCAACACUCAGUCGACUAUUUGUCGAGAAGCGGAAAGGGCUGCUGCUUGAGCUCCCCGGUCUACUCCCCGAGACCUUUGUUCCCAUUCUUGAAAACCUGCAGCGUAUGAUGCGCGAUGGAUACCUGGCCUUUCGACGCUACAUUCUCCCCACGACAGACUCCAGCCCCGGACAAGAACCUACGAAGGUGGCGCCACCGGCUUAUGCGCGGCGGCCGGGCUUCAGAUUCUGUCUGGAAUCAAUCACUCGCGAGGGAUACGCAAAGCUCGAUCUUGACCCGGCCAAUCCUGCGGAGAGCAUCAGCCUCGAGGCUCUUAAGGCUGCCACAGGCCUCGACCGCGGUCAGUCCGAAAGCUUGAUUGCGGCCUUGACGCGGGAGUAUGCUCUCAUACAAGGCCCACCGGGGACUGGAAAGUCGUACGUGGGCGUACAGCUGGUCAGAGUUCUGCUGGAUCACAAGGCCCAGGCAAACCUUGGUCCAAUCGUCGUGAUCUGUUACACGAACCAUGCCUUGGAUCAGUUUCUGAAACAUCUCCUGGAUGUGGGCAUCGAGAAGAUCAUUCGGAUCGGAGGCCAGAGCCGCGCAACGGAACUAGACGGCAAGAACUUGCGGGUAGUGAGCAGGCACGAGGCAAAGACGGCGGUCGAAAGCCGGAUCCUUGGCCAGAGCUAUUCAGAGCUCGAGAAGUGUAUCCUGAGCGUUGGACACCGCUUGAAGCCUCUUCACCAUGCCCGCAAGGAUCGACUGGCCUGGAAUCACAUGCGGCUCUUCUUGAUGAAGCAUCACGCACAAAUUGCGCGUCAGCUUGAGACACAGGACAAGAAGGAAUUUGUCACGGUCAGGAGCGAUCCACUGAAGACGUGGCUGGGAAGAAAGUUGACUCUGGGUUUGUGGGAAAGGGAUCAUGCGGGAGUCUCAGUCGACAUCACUGAGCUUACGGUGCGUGCCGAACACGACAUUUACUCACUUACACAACACGAGCGUGGGGUGCUGGCCAAGGCCUGGGUGGAGCAGUUGAUCCAAGAACAGAGCGACAGCGUUUUCGAGCUGCUUGACCAGGCCAAACGCUACCGAGAACAGAUCAGUGACGUCCACGACGACGUGAGCCGUCGGACGCUCUUACAGGCCGAUGUUGUGGGAGUGACAACGACAGGGCUGGCUCGAAAUAUCAAGAUGCUACGACGUCUUGGAGCCAAAGUCAUCAUUUGCGAAGAAGCAGCCGAGGUGAAAGAGCCGGACCUGAUCUCUGCGCUCAUGCCCGGAGUUGAGCACUUCAUCCAGAUCGGUGACCACAGACAGCUUCGGCCGCAGAUCCAGAAUUAUCUUCAUUUUAGCCUCGAGACAUCAGCUGGGCGAGCGUACCAACUUGAUCGCAGCCAGUUCGAGCGCCGAGCCGUGGGGGAGCCGGGAUUGCCGCCCUUGCCGGUUGCGCAACUCAACGUCCAACGGCGCAUGCGACCUGAGAUCUCCAAGCUUAUCAGGAGUGUGUAUCCCAAGCUUGAGGACCAUGACAGCGCCAGAAACCUUCCAUCCGUUGUCGGGAUGCGUGUCAACCUCUUCUGGCUCGAUCACAGCCACCCGGAGGACUCCAAGGACGACGGCGCCCGGGUUAAGUCGCACAGUAACCCCUGGGAAGUGGCGAUGGCUGCCGCCCUGAUUCGCCAUCUCGUCCGACAAGGCAAUUACAGCAGCGCGGACAUUGCGCUUCUGACGCCGUAUACCGGCCAACUUCAGCAACUCCGGGCCGUACUGGACAAGGAAUUUGAGGUGGUCCUGAGCGAUCGCGACCGCGAGACGCUGUUGGAGGAAGGAUUCGAGAUCCAGCAGGAAGGGAGUGACGAGGACGGCGAAAAGAACACAGUUGCACCGAGGAAGGCGAUCGAAAAGAAGCAGUUGUCGCAGGCGAUCCGUCUGGCAACUGUUGACAACUUCCAAGGGGAAGAGGCCAAAGUCAUCGUCGUGUCUCUCGUCCGGAGUAACAACAACUGCAAAGUCGGCUUUCUGCGCACCGAGAACCGCAUCAACGUCCUGCUCAGCAGGGCGCAGCACGGCAUGUAUCUCAUUGGAAACGCGGGAACAUAUCAGCACGUUCCGAUGUGGGCGGAUGUUCAGCGGCAACUGGCUGAGAUGGAUGCUGUUGGCACGUCCAUUGCUUUGUGCUGCCCCCGGCAUCCGGACACCCCAAUUUUCUGCUCCGAGCCCGGGGAUUUUGCUAUCAAAAGCCCGGAAGGAGGUUGCGCUCUGAUCUGCGACCAGCGUCUCGAGCCAUGCGGCCACCGAUGCCCGGCGCCAUGCCACUCUCAACAGCUUCACGACGCUUUCAAUUGCCUGCAACCUUGCCCUCGGCUCCGAUCAACCUGUCAACACCCAUGUCCAAAGCUUUGUGGCCAGCAAUGCGGACCAUGCAAUGUGAAUGUCAGCGGCGUGAAGCUGCCCUGCGGCCACACCCAAGACAACGUAGCUUGCCACAGGACGCUUGAUUUGCCAUCCAUCAAGUGCUCCAAGCUUGUCGAAAGGGAGGUGCCGGGCUGCGGACACACCGUAACGGUUCCUUGCUUCAGAGAUGUCACAUCGGAAGGGUUCUGCUGCCCAACAGAAUGCACAGAGCUGCUGGAGUGCGGUCACGAGUGCCCCGGCCCAUGCGGACGGUGCCGAAGGCUUGGUGACAAUGGGACGGUUAGUUUUGGCCACCAACAGUGCAGCAAGAUCUGUGGCCGGCCGUAUGGUACAUGCAAUCACCGCUGUCCGAGAAUAUGCCACGAUGGACAGCCUUGCGGAACCUGCACGCAGAACUGUGAGGUCCGAUGUUCACACUCUCGUUGCCACCAAGCUUGCCAGAUGCCCUGUGCUCCAUGCAUUGAGAAGUGUACUUGGUCCUGCGAGCACAAGGGCUCAUGCUCGUUGCCAUGCGCAGCGCCUUGCGAUCGACUCCCCUGUGAUGAACGCUGCACCAAAAGGCUACAGUGCGGACACCAAUGUCCCAGCUUCUGCGGGGAAGACUGCCCGCAGGAACUGUGCCAGGCGUGUAGCAAUCGAAAGGACACGCGGGUGGAUCUCAUGGAGUUCAAGACAUACGGCGAGAUCGACCUAGACCAGACGCCCAUUGCUGUGCUUGGCUGCGGUCACUUCUUCACGGGAGAGACACUGGACGGUCUGAUCGGAAUGAGCAGUGUUUACACGACAGACAACCUCGGCAACUACAAUGGUCUGCGGGAAGUCGCCGGAGAAUUCGCCGCUGUCCCGGCCUGUCCAGACUGCAGAGUACCCAUCCGUCCGUUUGCUACGAAACGGUUCAACCGGGUCGUUAACAAGGCCAUCCUGGACGAAACCUCCAAGCGUUUCCUGGUCAGUGGCCGCCACAGGUUGGACGAACUUGAGAAACGGGCAACGGACGUAGAGACAGGGCUUGCCGACUCUAGGGAUGCCGAAAAGGUAAAGUCGGACCGGUACAAGGCUGCCACCAAUUUGGUGAAAGGGGCAGCUAAGCUGCGGCGAGCCAUGGAGGCAGAGCAUCAACCAACGAAGAAGCUCUGUGAUGCCGUCCAGACCUUCCAGAGGCUUGAACGCGAGCGGGCCACCUCGGGGUUAGAGCAGAAGCUACAUAAAUUGAGCCUCUUGCAGCCCAGCGAAAGCCCGGUGAAGGUCAGCCCGGCCCCUCCACAGCCUGUCUACGACCAGCAAAUUACCCUCGGCGCUCAACGUCUGCAGCUCCGCAUUCAAGAGGCCAUCCUGCGCGACGCUUUCACUCUUGUCUCAUCUAAGCGUGCCGACGAUCUGGCCCUGUCCGCCCUCCUCGGCGGGCAGAUCGACAAGCUGAGCGCCCGUUUCCUUCAUCAAUGUGAGGACCUCAUCGCCAAAGCCUCCGAGGCCAAGCUUCACCGCCUUGUCGUGCCAACUUGCCUGGGCUACGCACGCAUCGCCCAGCUCGAUGGCUGGUACCGCCGCGCCGUGUUAGCUAGCGGGACAAUAGCUUCCCAGGACAAAGAAAAGAACCAAAAGGAAGAAGACCGCACCGAAACCGCCCGUCACCUCCUCACCGACGCCCUGGCCCUGUGCGAUAGGUUCCCCGGCGGGGUAGACUACCGUAGUGAAGUGGAGGAGACGAUGCGACUAUUUGAGAGCGCGCGGUACGAAGAGGUGACCCCCGCCGAGAUUGCGGCCAUCAAGGCGGCCAUGGUGUCUGGGCCCGGGGGCAUCGCGACGCAUUCCGGGCAUUGGUACAAAUGUCGGAAUGGACAUCCUUUCGUAAUUACUGAAUGUGGGAUGCCAAUGCAGAUGGCGAGAUGUCCCGAGUGCGGUGAGGGGAUUGGCGGACAGAAUCAUAUGCCCAUGGAGGGCACGCAGAGGGAUAUGCAGAUGGAGCUGGCCUGAGGUAGACCGUAAGUUGGCAUUCACGGCGUAAGUCUAGGACCCUCGGGGUUCUGCGUCUCGCUUUCCUAGAGCAGUGUUCGGAAUCGACUGUUAAGGCUUGGGGAUGUGGGGGAAUCACGUAGGUAGGAAUAUUUGUUGAAGAC
Chaetomium strumarium is the source of this 6068-nucleotide messenger RNA. RefSeq lists its product as uncharacterized. Bases 1 to 5925 code for a protein of 1974 amino acids. Gene Ontology annotation, biological process: regulatory ncRNA-mediated heterochromatin formation. Lineage: Eukaryota; Fungi; Ascomycota; Sordariomycetes; Sordariales; Chaetomiaceae. Gene Ontology annotation, cellular component: nuclear RNA-directed RNA polymerase complex; nucleus. The transcript is spliced from 4 exons. Gene Ontology annotation, molecular function: zinc ion binding; helicase activity. The record is from RefSeq and is a predicted model, not a curated record.